This is a messenger RNA of Salpingoeca rosetta, 198 nucleotides long. RefSeq lists its product as uncharacterized. The transcript is spliced from 2 exons. NCBI's taxonomy places the organism in Eukaryota, Choanoflagellata, Craspedida, Salpingoecidae. Bases 1 to 198 code for a protein of 65 amino acids. The record is from RefSeq and is a predicted model, not a curated record.
AUGGACAGGCGCCACGACGACCACCACGACCACCACCACGGUCAAAGCCGGAAUGGCAUCAACGCGAACGACACACACGGCACAACCACGCUAUCGUUGGCGGAGUGGCACAUGUCCCAGCACGCCGAGCAGCAGCCUGGCGACGAGCCAACAGGCCACGCCACCACCAACAUCGGCACACAUGACAGCAGCAGGUGA